AUGCUGCGGCUCUCAGCUGGGAGCGCGCUCGACGCUGGGCUGGCGUGGUGGAUAGGGGUGUGUUGGAGGAGGCCGCUGGCAUGUAUUGUAGUUGCUGUGGCUGCAGCGGUGCUUGGAUCGCUCGCAAGCGUCGGCACCGACCCCUUGGCCACCAUGGCGAUCGGAAAGCGAGACGCGGACGGGUGGAGAACGGCGCUGUUUGGCCGGUCCGGACAGCGCGACCUCAUCGCCGCGACGAAGCGACUGAUCGAGGAGAGUCCGUCGAGAAUGCACUCGGAGAGUCUGGGCACAGAGCAGCGCGCGAGAUCCGAGCUGCUGGGCCAGACCGAGUUCUACGUGGCCUACAGGUCGCGCGACGGAGAGAUGAUUACGGCUGAAGCGAUGGAGGUCAUUCAUGACGUGGAGCAGCGGCUUCUGUUGGAGACCCCGUGGGUGGACCACUGCAUGCUGCAGUUCGAUUCCAUCACGACGGGCGAAUGUGCCAGGCCGAGGUCGGUCGCGAACUAUGUGUACCCGCGCUCACUCGAGCAGGCGGCGGCAGGUUUCCCCGGGUACGGAAGCACUGCGAAGGACGUCACGGAGGCCGUGUCGGUGCUGUCGUUUCAGAUGGCUGCCAACUACAUGGGCAUUGCACAGGACUCCAUGUUCCGCCAAGGGUUCUUUUGGUUCUUCGACAGAGGCUUCCGGCCUGGUCACUUGCACUCGGAGCACGUGCUGACGGCACUCCCGUUCGGGUACCCCACUGGGCACGACAGCCCCCGCGUCGCGCGAAGGAGCCUCUGGAAGGCGGUGCAGGAGCACAUGGACGCCAAGAUGUGGCAGUCGGUGGGCGGGCAGUCUCAGUUCGGGACGAUCACGCGGUUCCUGAAGUCCCCGUACGAGCUGCGCGUCAGCCACCCGGCGCAGCAGGACAUCGAGCUGCUGUGGUUCUCGCAGCCCCUGUUCUUGAACGAGAUGGUGCGGUGCGGGGUCCGGGACGCCGGGGUCGCGGGCGCGACGGGCCUCUGCAUCGCGGCGUGGAUGCUGCUGCACACGCGGUCGCUUUCGAUUACCGCGUGCGGCACCUUCGCGAGCAUGAUCGCCUUUCCCCUGACCUUUGGAGUCUACCGGUGGGUCUUGGGAGUGACCUUUUUCGAGGUGCUGCACGUGGUCGCGCUGUUCCUGUUCCUCGGCGUCGGCGCCGACGACGUCUUCAUUUUCUUCGACGCCGCGUCCUCCGCUGUUGAGGCUCUUUCUCAUUCCGCCGACAACCAGAAGGAGGAAGUUUUCAAGCGCGCCAUGAUGCCGGCCGCUCGCUCCGUCUUCGCGACAUCCGUGACCACGUCCUUCUCGUUCCUAGCUGGCUGCAUCGCCGGCGUCCCCGCCGUCAUGGCCUUCUCCAUCUUCUCCGCGGUGGGCUUUGCCGUCAUGUGGGUCCUGUGCGUGGCCGUCAUGGUUCCCUGCUGCGCGUCCUGGGCGCAGCACCGAACUAGCAAGCGGCCGCAGCAUGACAUCCGCGGGCGCCUGAGCCGCGUGCUCCAGUCAUCCUGGCUGCCCCAAGUAAACGCGCUCCGCUGGCCCAUCUUCCUGCUCUUCCUCGGGUCGCUCGCGCACGGUACCAUGAUGCUCGGGCGGAUGCAAGGCGACUUCAGGGUCGAGGAGGCCUUCUUCCCGCCCGGGCACAUGUUCUCGCGCUUCCUGGAGCUGCUCGGACCCGAAGGACCGCACGGCAUCCCCUCGAAGAUGCAUGCCACCCUGUCCUGGGGCAUCCUGGGCCUCGAAGGGGACGAGGCCUCGAUCCGCGGUGGCACCAAGCCGGACGAGGUGGUGCGGGAUCGUUCCAUGGACGUCACCUCGAAACCAGCCCAGCGUUUCCUGCUGGGGCUCUGCGAUAAGGCGGUGGACCCCGUGCUGUUUCCAUGCAGCCUGGAACGCUGCAGGGGCGCGUCCGGAGGGGCACAGUCGGGCAUUCUCGUGCACGACAAGGAGCGUGCCGCGAAAGCAGAAGAUGCGUGUCUGUUCCACAGGCUGGAAAAUCAACUUCAGUUUGCCCGUGGUGAUGCUGAAGCAGGAGAGCCCGACAUUGUUCACGGGACUUUGGACCCUGACGAAUACAUCCGUGCGAUUCAGGAGAUCGCCAGAACCGACACGGUAACAGAUCCAGCCUAUCGCGCCCUGGUUUCGGAAGACGACGACGGCACGCCGCACAUGUUUUAUCUAAGCGUGAAUUUUGCCUUGCCAUUCUCCCCGGCUGACAGCCGCGAAGCAGAAGUCAUGUGGGCGGACCUUGUGCGCGUUCAGAACUGGGUGAACGAGCACGCCCCGGAGGGCCUCAGGAACGCGCGCAUCCACGUGGGCAACAAGUUCGCUGUCAUGGAGCAGCAGGGCGGCAUCGUACGCGGGGCCCUCAUCAGCAUGGGUCUGGUGUGGGCAGCGAGCUCGCUCGUGGUUGUCGUCAUCACUCGCAGCGCUGCCGUAGCCCUCAUCAUCGGGACAACGGUCGCCGGGAUCACCGCGACCGUCGUGGGGACUCUCGCGACCGGCAUCAACGGGUGGGCCGUCGGCGUCGCGGAGACGACGUCGAUCGCACUCGUGGUCGGACUCAGCAUCGACUACGGCCUCCACGUUGCUGUCGGGUACUGCGAGAGCAACGGCAAGACCGCGAUGAAAAGGCUCGAGGAGUCCCUGGGCCAGGUCGGCCCUGCGCUCGUGUCGGGCUGCGUGACGACCGCCGGCAGCGCGUUGCUUCUCGCGUGCGGCAGGCUGAUGUUCUUCCGGCGCGUUGCCUUCUACCUCAUCGCGACGCUCGUGACGUCGCUGCUGUGGACGUCGCUCUUCUUGGUGAGCGCGCUGCUCAUCUUCGAGCCGUGCAUUCAGCCGCCUGCGAGGAAGGGCGCGUCCGCGGGCACGUUCGUCAGGAAGGGUGUUUGA
This is a messenger RNA of Pedinophyceae sp. YPF-701, 2910 nucleotides long. The record is from the annotation of a GenBank genome assembly. Lineage: Eukaryota; Viridiplantae; Chlorophyta; Pedinophyceae.